Molecule: messenger RNA, 1488 nt
Organism: Theobroma umbraticum
Lineage: Eukaryota; Viridiplantae; Streptophyta; Magnoliopsida; Malvales; Malvaceae
Source: RefSeq, a predicted model, not a curated record
UUUCCCUUCAAGUAAAACUAUUUUCCCACACUACACUCUCUUCAUUUCUGCGGCGUCUAGACCCCGCAUUUUCCUUCUCGAUAUUUAUUGCUCUUAUUAUCUUCAUGGAUGAUCAUCUUUAGUUAAUUGCCUUCUACUAUUAUUCAGCUUUUCAAGGUCUAAGUUGUUCAUUUCAGGAGGAAGCACAUUUUGGGGCUAAGGGAUUUAUCUUCAUUUGGAAAAUGAUUACGUAUGAGCAAGAACAUGAUUUUGUUAAGUGGGGUUUGCAACUAUUUAAUAGUGAUCCUUAUGCUAAUUAUGGAUAUGGCGGUGAGCUAACUCAAGAAGAUGGGGAUUAUUACCCUGGAAAUUAUUUCAAGGAGGAGUAUGCUGAAGAAUGUUGCAAUGUAGAAAAUGAUGAGGCUAUCGCGCAUACUCUUCAACUUCAAGAACUGUCACAACUGCAAGUUGUGGGGUCUCCAAACCAAGGGGAGGAAGAAGAAGAAGAAGAAGAAGAAGAAGAAGAGGAGGAGGAGGAGGAGGAGGAGGAAGAAGCAUUGCAAUUGCAAGUGUCUGGUUAUCCACAAGAUUGUAUUGAUCAGUCUGUUGGGGACUUUGGUUCUGGCCAGGAUUGCGGUCAGGAAGAGCAAGAUGAUACAGCACCUUCUAGUUCAUGUUCUAGCCCCGAAGAAAAGUUGUUAUGUGAGGAGGAGGAUUGGUCAUAUAUAUUGGAGCUAACAGAUGAGUAUGCGCUUGAUGGGGAAGUGGGGAAAAGGCUGAAUCAGAUGGUUCCUGUUCCUCAUGUUCCAAAAAUCAAUGGUGAAAUACCCUCAGUUGAUCAAGCAACUUUAGAUCAUCAAAGGCUACUAGAAAGAUUGCAGGUCUAUAAUUUGGUGGAGCUUAAAGUCGAAGGAGAUGGCAACUGUCAGUUCCGUGCUCUAUCUGAUCAAUUUUAUCGAACUCCUGAGCAUCAUGAAUUUGUGCGACAGCAAGUUGUAAAUCAGCUUAAGUCUUAUCCAGAUAUAUAUGAGGGGUAUGUUCCCAUGGCAUAUGGUGACUAUCUGGAGAAGAUGUCCAAGAGUGGUGAAUGGGGUGAUCAUGUCACUUUGCAGGCUGCUGCAGAUACGUAUGGUGUUAAAAUUUUUGUUAUAACAUCUUUCAAGGACACUUGUUACAUUGAGAUUCUUCCCAAUGUUCAAAGGUCAAAACGAGUUAUUUUUUUGAGCUUUUGGGCAGAGGUGCAUUACAACUCAAUAUAUCCAUUUGGAGACGUGCCUGCAUUUGGGACUAAGAAGAAGAAAAGGUGGCGAAUGCUUCGGAACAAGCAGCAUUUGGAGUCACCAGAUGAAUAUCAAUGAACGUGCUAACAGCUUAAACUACCGGGUUUUUUACAUCGCAGCUUGUUGCUUUUGCAAGAAGCUAGCUCAUCUCUCGCGCCAGUUAUUUUUCUACCAUGUUAAAUUCAGUGUUGAUUUUAAGGGACAGACAUCAAACCAAGGGCAGAGACAU